Messenger RNA from Scheffersomyces coipomensis, 2088 nucleotides. RefSeq names its product Dao2p (gene DAO2). Gene Ontology annotation, biological process: D-amino acid catabolic process. The transcript has a single exon. The coding region runs from base 429 to 1604 and encodes 391 amino acids. The record is from RefSeq and is a predicted model, not a curated record. Gene Ontology annotation, molecular function: FAD binding; D-amino-acid oxidase activity. NCBI's taxonomy places the organism in Eukaryota, Fungi, Ascomycota, Pichiomycetes, Serinales, Debaryomycetaceae. Gene Ontology annotation, cellular component: cytoplasm.
CAGUAUAUGCAAAUUAAGUAUCUUGUUUGAAAUAGAAGGAUUCAUCAUAGAAUGAUUUUUUACAAAGAGCUUAUUCAAAGAACGCAAAUGACAAGAAAUAUAGUUUACGAUACAGAAGCAAUCAAUUUCACCGAUCAAGAUUGCGUAUAUAUUCUUGUCAACCAAAUCAUACGAGAUACUAAACUAUAUAAUUAUCUUUAUAAUUAUUGUAUUGAAUCAGUUCAUGAAUCGUAUAAUAUUUUGUGACUAAAUUUGCAAUAAGACAAGAAAUGAAAAGCAACGAAUCAGAAAUUGAUUAUGAGUCCUUUCCUCGCUUCGGGGUUUUGUGUAGUUUUUGAAAUCGCUGCUUCUUUUAUAUAUCUCUCAUUGACCCCAAAAAAUGUUAUCUACCCUUAUUUCUUUUUCAUAUCAGUUUUGAUACAACCAUAAUGACAAAACAUAUCGAUAUAGUUAUAGUUGGGGCAGGGAUCAUUGGAUUAUCGGCUGCUUACGCCAUAUUAGAAACCAUUGAUAAUUUGGAUUAUACCAUUCAUAUCAUUGCUGAAUAUGGACCUCAUGAUCGUAGCAAUCCUGAUUUAAUCAAAUAUAAACGGUAUACUUCACCUUGGGCAGGAGCUCAUUUCCGUCCAUUCCCCAGUUUAACAGAUCAAGAUUAUUAUGAAAGUAAAUUGACAAGAUUAACCUAUGAGAAAUUCAAAUUAUUAAGCUUAAUUAAGGAUAGUUCGAUUAAAUUAGUUAAAGGGAUUGAAUUUUUUGAAAGAGAUGAUAUUGAUGUCAAGAAUAAAGGAUAUUAUGAAGAUAUAGAUCAAUUCAAAGUAUUAGAUGAACGAGAUUUUCCCAAACAUUUACUGAAGGAGGACAAUUCUUUGAUUAAGAUUAAUUCUGGUACUAGUUAUUUAACUUGGGUUUUAAAUGCUCCUCAUUAUUUACAAUAUUUAUAUAAAAUCUUAGAUAAAAAUGAUAAAGUAAGAUUUAUCCAACGGAAAUUAUCCUGUUUGAAUGAAGUCAAUGAAAUCAUUGAUAAUUAUCCAAUUAUUAUCAAUUCAAGUGGUAAAGGAUUACAAUAUUUCACGGGUACUUCUAGUUCUAAUUAUGAUGAUCAAAGUUAUCCAAUUCGAGGUCAAACAUUAUUAAUUGAUCCACCACAAACAUCAACUACCGAUUAUUAUUUAAACCGUACUAUAACUCAUCAACUGAAAGAUGGAUUAUGGACAUUUAUAAUCCCUAGACCAUUAAAUGGAGGCAUAAUUUUAGGAGGUACUAAACAAAUUAAAGAUGAAGAUGAAUCAGUUAAACAAUCCGAUACUCAACAAUUGAUUAGUAGAGGUAAAGAAUUAUUUCCUCAAUUAAUGAAAGUUAAUGUCACUACUGGGGAGAAAUAUUUUGAUAUUAAGCGGAUUAAUGUUGGAUUUAGACCUGCUAGAAUUGGAGGAUUUAAUAAUUCAAUUGAAUAUAAGGAUGUUAAAAACAAGAAAUUGAAUCAUGUGUUGAAUAAUUAUGGAGCAGGAGGAAUGGGAUAUGAAUUAAGUUAUGGAGCUGGAGUUGUUAUAAGUGAUAAUUUAAAGAAAUUGAUUGAAUUUGAUAACUUAAAUAGUCAUUUAUAGAUCAUUAGAAGUUAUUACUUGGUAGCAUCGUAUAUAUAAUUAUGUCAUCUCAUCUCAUACAAUUAAUAUAUAUCUAUAUAUACAUAAUGGGAAAGUGUUUUAUACAGUACCUGAAAAUAUUGCUGCACCAACCAACCAACCAAUCGCCCAUCAACCAAUCAAUCACAACGUGUAUGUAUGUAGAUAAUAUUUUUAUUACUAUAGAAACAGUUUAACUGACGAUAUUUUAAUAUGAUGAUGAUUUACUAAGGUCCAAGAUUUACUAUCUAUAUAUAUAUAUCUAGUUGAUCAAUGGUUAUGGUAUGUUGUAUCCUGGUGCUGUCAAAUGUCAGAUUUACAUAAAUAUUAUAACAAUAGCAACUUUAGCGUAUAUUAUAAUAGCUAAGAAUUAAUUAAUAUGGUAAACUAAUUAUACGAGAUGAUAAGAUGAUGUAAAAUACCGAGAUGAAAUGAUAAAAUUAACGCUGUAUGUGUGUUAAACUUA